UCUCUGUCUCUCUCUCUCUCUCUCUCUCUCUCUCUCUCUCAGGUGUUCACAUUGUCCAGAGGAUGUACGGCUGUGAGUGGGAUGAUGAGACUGGAGAUGUUAAUGGUUACAGUCAGUAUGGUUAUGAUGGAGAAGACUUCAUAGUUCUGGACAUGAAGACAAUGACGUGGGUCGCUCCACAACAACAGGCUGUCACCAUCAAACAGGAGUGGAAUAAAGACAAAGCUCGACUAGAGUAUCAUAAGAACUACCUCCCCAAUGAGUGCGUUGACUGGCUGAAGAAGUUUGUGAACUAUGGGAGGAGCUCUCUGAUGAGAACAGACCUCCCCACAGUGUCUCUCCUCCAGAAGACUCCCUUCUCGGUCACCUGCCACGCUACAGGUUUCUACCCCAACAGAGCCAUGAUGUUCUGGAGGAAAGAUGGAGAGGAGCUUCACGAGGACGUGGAAGGAGAGAUCCUCCCCAACCACGACGGCUCCUUCCAGAUCAGCGCUGACCUU
This is a messenger RNA of Labrus bergylta (ballan wrasse), 500 nucleotides long. NCBI's taxonomy places the organism in Eukaryota, Metazoa, Chordata, Actinopteri, Labriformes, Labridae. The record is from RefSeq and is a predicted model, not a curated record.